Emiliania huxleyi CCMP1516 is the source of this 899-nucleotide messenger RNA. RefSeq lists its product as hypothetical. The transcript has 7 exons. Bases 1 to 747 code for a protein of 248 amino acids. Gene Ontology annotation, molecular function: ubiquitin protein ligase activity; protein-folding chaperone binding. Gene Ontology annotation, biological process: protein quality control for misfolded or incompletely synthesized proteins; proteasome-mediated ubiquitin-dependent protein catabolic process; positive regulation of proteolysis. NCBI's taxonomy places the organism in Eukaryota, Haptophyta, Isochrysidales, Noelaerhabdaceae. The record is from RefSeq and is a predicted model, not a curated record. Gene Ontology annotation, cellular component: cytoplasm.
AUGGGGGCCCGGGACAACUCACUCACUACAUCAUCUGUGCUCUUCACACGAGACGUCGGGACCGCGAUCAGGAUGUCCUCCUCCGCCGAGGACGCAAAGACGCUCGGCAACAGGGCCUUCGCCAAGGGCAAGUACGCUGCGGCCGUCGAGGCGUACACCGAGGCCAUCAGCCUGAGUCCUCGGCCAGUCUACUACACGAAUCGCGCCAACGCCCACAUGAAGCGCGGCGCGUGGCGCGCGGCGGCGGACGACUGCGCGUCAGCGUUGGCGCUGGGCAGCGUGGCGACGCGCGAGCGGAUCAAGGCGCACUACUUCCUCGGCCGAGCGCACGUCGAGCUCGGGGAGUGGCAGUCGGGGAUCGAGGCGCUGGCGACCGCUCACGCGCUGUGCAAAGAGGAGACCUCCCUCGGCAGCGAGGAGGAGCGGGCGGCGGUGGUCGAGACGGCCACGCGCGCGGUGGGCUGGCUCGAGGAGACGCACGGCCUCCCGCGGCAGAGCCUGCCCGACUACCUCACCUGCCAGAUCUGCAUGGACUUGCUGCUCGACCCCGUCAUCACGCCGUGCGGCAUCACCUACGACCGCGCCUGCCUGCAGCGCCACCUCGAGGCGCGCGGGUCCUCUGGCUGCGACCCCGUCUCGGGCAAGCCCCUCUCGAUGAGUUCCGUCGUCCCGAAUCUCGCGCUGAGAGAGGUGCUCGACCGUUUUCUCGAGGAGCGGCCAUGGGCGUAUCAGUGCAUGGAGUGCUGACACGCCCCUAGGUCUAUGACACUGCUAUGAGCUAUGACAGAGCAGACACGACUCACGAGCGCAGCCGCAGGCGCCAGGCGGCAGGCGGAGGGCCCCCGCCGGAGGCGCGUCGUUCUGGUUCUCGAUUAUUUUGGGUAGAAUCGGCUAAUAUC